Molecule: messenger RNA, 3648 nt
Organism: Cynara cardunculus var. scolymus (artichoke)
Lineage: Eukaryota; Viridiplantae; Streptophyta; Magnoliopsida; Asterales; Asteraceae
Product: ABC transporter B family member 9-like
Exons: 13
Coding region: 52-3648 (1198 amino acids)
Biological process (GO): transmembrane transport
Cellular component (GO): membrane
Molecular function (GO): ABC-type transporter activity; ATP hydrolysis activity; ATP binding
Source: RefSeq, a predicted model, not a curated record
AAGAAAGUUCAUUUUUUCAAACUUUUUUCAUUUGCUGAUCGAUAUGACGUGAUGUUAAUGAUGAUCGGGACGCUAGGUGCCAUUGGGUUCGGGAUGGCGCAACCUCUUAUGACUGUUAUAUUUGGACAACUAAUAAACUCGUUGGCAACUUCCGACAGCUCAAAUGUUACUGAUAACAUAUCAAAGGUGUGCAUCGUUUACUUGUAUUUGGCUAUAGGCAUCGGCAUUGCCUCUUUUUUUCAGGUAUCUUGUUGGAUCAUAUCGGGAGAAAGACAAUCGAUCCGCAUAAGAGGACUGUACUUGAAGGCACUAUUGGGACAAGAUGUUGAGUUCUUUGAUACCCAAACUAGUACAGGUGAAGUCAUAGAAAGAAUGUCUAGUGACCCUAUUAUCAUCAGAGAAGCUCUUGGUGAAAAGGUAGGAAAGUUUAUUCAACUUGUUACAACGUUUGUUGGAGGCUUCCUAGUAUCAUUUAUUCGAGGAUGGCGGCUUGCACUUGUAGUAUGCUUUUCUGCACCAGUGCUAGUUGUUGCUGGAGGGUGCAUGUCUUUUAUCAUCUCGGAAAUGGCGGUUCGUGCACAAGCCUCCUAUGCACAAGCUGGAAAUGUGGUUGAACAAACAGUUGGAGCCAUUAGAACUGUUGCAUCCUUCAAUGGGGAGAAGCAAGCAAUAAAAAAGUAUGACGAUAAGCUAGAAAUUGCUUAUUCUGCAACUGCUCAUCAAGGGUUGGCGUCAGGGUUAGGAACCGCUGUAUCUUUACUAGUUUCCUCUUGUAGCCAUGGGCUAGCUAUUUGGUAUGGAUCCAAACUGGUUUUGGAGAAAGGCUACAAUGGCGGAGAAGUUAUUAGCAUCAUAAUGGCCAUGAUGUUCGGGGCAUUUUCACUAGGCCAGACUUCCCCAUGUCUAUCUGCAUUUGCACAAGGGAGAGCUGCAGCUUACACUAUGUUUGAGACUAUCAACCGUAAACCAAAAAUUUAUGCGUACGAUGAAGAUGGAAUCAUACUGGAAGAUAUAAAAGGUGAAAUCGAGCUCAAAGAUGUCUACUUUAGGUACCCUGCGCGCCCCCAUAUCCAGAUCUUAUCGGGUUUUUCUCUGCACAUUCCAAGUGGUAUGACUGCAGCCUUAGUAGGUCAAAGCGGAAACGGGAAGUCAACCGUCAUAAGUUUGCUGGAACGAUUCUAUGAUCCUGAAACCGGAGAAGUGCUUAUAGAUGGUGUUAACUUGAAAAAGAUGCAACUAAAAUGGAUAAGAUCAAAAAUGGCAUUAGUUAGUCAGGAACCUGUGUUGUUUACAACUACCAUAAGGGAAAACAUAAUGUAUGGAAAGGAAAAUGCUACCGAUGAGGAGAUUGAAGCGGCUAUCCACCUUGCCCGUGCUUCGGAUUUCAUCAACAAACUACCUCGAAGGCUUGAUACGAUGGUGGGUGAGCGUGGGACUCAGCUAUCUGGUGGCCAAAAGCAGAGAAUAGCAAUAGCAAGAGCUAUUCUGAAAAACCCAAGAAUCCUCCUUUUAGAUGAAGCAACAAGUGCAUUGGAUGCUGAAUCUGAGCGUUUAGUACAAAAUGCGCUCGACACAGUCAUGGCCUCUCGGACGACUGUGGUCAUCGCACAUCGUUUGUCUACCAUUCGAAAUGCUGAGCUUAUAGCUGUGGUUCAUGCUGGUAAGCUGCUCGAAAAAGGUAAUCAUGAAGAGUUGAUAAAAGUUCCUGCUGGGGCUUAUGCUCAGCUUGUCCAAAUGCAAUCGGGCAAAAAUCAUCAAGCAGAAGAAGAACAACAGGUUGUCGUAGACAUAGAACUAGAAGAUAUCGAACAAAGUUCAUGCGAUGGAUCUUCAGUUAAAACAUCUCCAGCCAAUCGAGAACGUAAGGAGGAGACGACUGGACCUAAGAGAGUAAAAAACAUUCCUAUCAAACGGAUAGCGUAUCUAAACAAGCCUGAACUGCUUGUUUUGUUCCUUGGAUCUAUUGCUGCAGUUGCGCACGGUGUGCUUUUCCCUAUCCAUGGGUUGAUAAUGUCAUCCUCCAUAAAGAUCUUUUAUGAGCCUCCAAACAAGCUUCGUAAAGGUUCGAGCUUUUGGGCACUGAUGUUCGUCGGUCUGGGCUUUUGUUCCUUGUUAUUUGUGCCGCUGCAGAACUGUUUUUUUGGAGUUGCGGGAGGUAAACUGAUUCAAAGAAUCCGCUCAUUGUCAUUCCGAAAGAUUGUCCACCAGGAAAUGAGUUGGUUUGACAAACCCGAACAUUCAAGCGGUGCAGUUGGUGCAAGGCUAGCAACAGAUGCGUCAACGAUGAGGAGUAUUCUUGGCGAUGCUUUGGCACUAGUUGUACAAAAUGUAGCCAUGAUUGCAGCUGGCCUCGUGAUAGCUUUCACCGCUAACUGGAUUCUUGCGCUUGUAAUACUAGUUUUGUUGCCUUUGCUUAGCUUGCAAGGAUAUAUUCAGCUCAAGUUUUACAAAAGCAUCAGUGCCGGUGCCAAGGCGAUGUAUGAAGACGCCAGCCAAGUUGCAAGUGAUGCCGUUGGAAACAUUAGAACCAUUUCCUCCUUUGGUGCUGAAGAGAAGGUGAUAAAUCUGUACCAAAAGAAAUGCGAGCAACCAAUAAAACAAGCAGUUAAAAGCGGGAUUGUAAAUGGUGCGGGUUUCGGGCUCAGUUCUUUCGUACUCUACUCCUCAACUUCAAUCUUUUUCUACAUUGGAUCCAUUCUUCAGCAACAUGGAAGAAUAACCUUUAAUGAAAUUUUCAGGGUUUUCUUUUCUUUGUCAACACUAUCAUCGGGUUUAUCUCAAUCAGCCACACUGUUUUCCGAUUUGAACAAAGCUCAGGAAUCAAUUAUCUCCAUUUUUGAGAUUCUCGACAGUAAGCCCGAGAUUGAUUCGAGCAUUGAAAGUGGCACAACAUUGGAUCAGGUAAUGGGUAAUGUUGAGCUUCAACAUGUGAGUUUCAAGUAUCCAACAAGGCCAUAUAUUCAAGUUUUCAAGGAUUUGUCUUUGACAAUACCAUCUGGAAAGACUGUGGCUCUCGUUGGAGAGAGUGGAAGUGGGAAGUCGACAAUCAUAGGUCUACUUGAACGAUUCUAUAACCCAUGCUCGGGCCAUAUCUACCUGGAUGGCAUGGACAUCCAAAAGUUUAAAAUAAGUUGGCUAAGGCAACAACUUGGUCUAGUAAGCCAAGAGCCUAUACUAUUCAAUGAGACGAUCCGAGCUAACAUAGCUUACGGAAAGCAAGGAGGUGCAACAGAGGAAGAAAUAAUCAAAGCCGCAAAAGCAUCAAACUCCCACAAUUUUAUAUCAGCGUUGCCUCAUGGUUAUGACACCACUGUCGGGGGAAGAGGUGAGCAAAUGUCUGGUGGGCAAAAACAACGUAUAGCGAUUGCAAGGGCGGUACUGAAAGACCCGAAAAUCCUUUUGCUAGAUGAAGCCACAAGUGCCUUGGAUGCAGAAUCAGAGCACAUAGUUCAAGAUGCAUUAGAUACAGUGAUGAUUGGAAGGACAACCAUUGUGGUAGCUCAUAAAUUAUCCACCAUUAAAGGGGCUGAUAUAAUUGCAGUUAUGAAGAAUGGUGUGAUUGCUGAGAAGGGCAGGCAUGAUGAGCUUCUGAACCUAAGUGGUGGAGUUUAUGCAACUCUAGCUGCUCUUCAAACAACUUCUAUCUAA